This is a messenger RNA of Marmota monax (woodchuck), 4302 nucleotides long. It is a transcript of the gene Gtsf1, whose product is annotated as gametocyte specific factor 1. The record is from RefSeq and is a predicted model, not a curated record. NCBI's taxonomy places the organism in Eukaryota, Metazoa, Chordata, Mammalia, Rodentia, Sciuridae. The coding region runs from base 112 to 615 and encodes 167 amino acids. The transcript has 9 exons.
AGCGUCAGGGACCGGAAGUGGGCGUUACCGGGGCGUGGCUCUAGGACGAAGGCGGCGGUGGGGAGAGCGCCUCUCGAUUGAGCACUUGGAUUCAGCUCCUUCGUUUUCAGCAUGGAAGACACUUACAUCGACUCCCUGGACCCUGAAAAGUUAUUACAGUGCCCCUAUGAUAAAAACCACCAGAUCAGGGCCUGCAGGUUUCCUUAUCAUCUUAUCAAGUGCAGAAAGAAUCAUCCUGAUGUCGCAAACAAAUUGGCUACUUGUCCCUUCAAUGCUCGCCACCAGGUUCCUCGGGCUGAAAUCAGUCAUCAUAUCUCAAGUUGUGAUGACAAGAGUUGUAUCGAGCAGGAUGUGGUUAACCAAACCCGGAACCUUGGACAAGAGACUCUGACUGAGAGCACAUGGCAGUGCCCUCCUUGUGAUGAAGACUGGGAUAAAGAUUUGUGGGAAGAGACUAGCACCCCAUUUGUCUGGGGCACAGCCAACUUCUGUGGCAACAACAGUCCUGCAAGCAACAUAGUCAUGGAACAUAAGAGUAACCUGGCUUCGGGCAUGCGGGUUCCCAAGUCUCUGCCGUAUGUUCUGCCAUGGAAAAACAAUGGAAAUGCACAGUAACUGAAUAUCUUAAAUGCCAGGUCCUAGAAGACUCUUGCUUCUUCCUGCUACCCAAGGGUUCUUCAUUUUUUUCUCCUUAUCUAAUAAUAGAAUGAUAAAUUGUCUGUGACUUUCAAACUGACAAGUACCUUUUUUUCUUCCCCGCUUUGAAUUCUCAUUCAUUUGAUGCAAGAACCCCAGAAGAACUUGCAUCAAUCCUUCUGAAAAUGACUUCCUUGAUAAGCCAUCAAGGUAGAUAACUUGAUAGUUUGAUUAAGUUCGUGCAGCCCCAAAAAUCAAAAAUCACAUCCCAAACAUAAUGAUUCGAAGUUAUGUCAAAAGGUCUUGCAAAAGCCAGACAUGGUGGUGCCCGCGCGCAAUCCCAGCCAUUCAGGAAGCUGAGGCAGGAGGAUUCAACUUUACAGGCCAACCUCAGCAACUUAGGGGGAUCCUUAGCAACUUUGCAAGACCUUGCCUAAAAAUAAAAGGACUAGGAUGUAGCUCAGUGGUAAAGUGCCUCUGGGUUCAAUCCUUAGUGUACACACACACAGCCAAAAAAAAAAAAAAAAAAAAAAUCUAGGUAACAUAGGCAGGAAACUUGGAUUGGAGAAAACAAGUAUGUAUUUAUAUUUUAUGAUGUAUGUGGACCAAAUCCUUUUAAGUGUUUAUAGAAAUGGGAUUUUUCUGAUCUAUUAAUCCAGACUCUCUCAGGUGUUGAUAGCAUUUAUAUAGCAAAAUACCCCAUUCUUCUUUAGAAUCUUUAGGACAUCUUGCUGUCUGAAUAUUUCCAACAUAGGGUAGAUAACGUUUUAUUAUCAACCCACAUUUCAGCUAGAAACUACUAGCUGUCAGACGAGGUGUGGAUUAGGUAGGGAUGAAGAUUGAAAUGGAGGGGGAAACAAAUUUGUGUGGAGAAAAGAUAGGCUUUCCACUGUUGUGUGAAAUUUGAUUAAGCUUCGAAACUUGAAUAUGUGAGGGCCUUGGUGACUACCGUGGAAUGUGUGCAUAACAGUUUAGAUUUCUGAAACACCCAAGGUUCUGGCUGUCAUAGCACUUUGUGGGCCCUAACAAAGAGAUGUCAGAAUCUCCUCAGAUCAAUUUUUGUAUUAGUUUGUUGUUUUGGUUCUCCCUCCCCGCACAGGGCUUUGUGCAUGCUAAAUACAUAGUCUAUCCCUGAGUUACAUUCCAAGACAUUUAGACCAAUUUUUCAGUUGUUUUGAAGUUUAGUUUGUUUUUAUAACUAUAUGACCUGGGGAGGGACUUGAAAUCUGGUAUAGACAUGGACUGAGAUGAAGCAUGCUGACAAAUGCGUCCAAAAAUGUUCUCUCUAGCAUUGUUUGCAGGUGACAGAUAAGAAGGGGAAUGGGCUACUACAAUACUUCCUUCCAAGAGUUUGACUCAAAACAGGAUUCUCUUCUAAUAAAAGCAGAGCUGUCUUAUUUAUUUUGUUCCAAACUCUAAAAACAGGUUCAAGAUAAGCUCCCAGUACAAUACUAUUUCUUCCUCUACCUGCGUGAUCUUAAGCAAAUAGAUUAUUUCUUCUGGAGAGGGUGGUAAUAUAUUGAGGAAAUAAAACCCUCCCAGGUGUCCCUCAUUUUGGACAUUUAUUUUGGGGCAUUAAUCAACAAUGUAACUUUGUUUUAAAGAAUACUACUGGAUACAAACCCCUUUGAUUUUGUUUAUUUUGGUGAUGACAGAACAAAACAGGCCAUAUAAUACUUGUAACCAGGAGCUCCUAACUAGUUAAGAAAAACAAGAGGUAUGAAUCUUACCACAAUAAAACUCAACAAAGGAAUUGAAUAGAAAAUAGUUACUUUGUGUUCUUUUCAAUGUCCAAAGGGCUAAGAAAACUAAUAUCUACCAUUUAUGAAAAAAAAAAUCUUAGUUUUUUAUUUUGGGAGGAGAUCUCUUUGCUCAUGACUACUAGAACCUAAUCACAAAAUCAUCUUCCAACCUUCUGGAGCAUGAAUAGCACUCAUUAUAGAAGAAUGUUAAUUUUGAUAGCUCACAAAGUAGUCCUCUUGUUUUCUUAGUAAAUUAAUUAUUAAAGAUGCUACUAUGUCUGAUUCACAAGCUUUAAAAGACUGCUUGGAAUUUUCAUUGGGCCUAGGAUUCACUAGUAUGGAUUUAAGUUUUCUGGAAAUGUUUGGAGAGUCCUAAAAACCAGAACAAAGAAAUGGUUCUUUAUCUCUACCACUUCUGUCAGAAAUUGGGAGAUGCUGCUGAUCUUUGGGACCCUCUUAUCUUGGGAACAUUCUUUUUUAGAGAGAUUCCUCCUUUGAAAUCUCAAUAGUAUAAGGUAAAAAGUUGAAUAUUCUCCUUAGUUUCAAUUAGUCAAGUAUUAUGGUUAAAGGUUAAAGCAGAAGUGUUUCAAAAUCUUGGCCUAAAAAGCUAAACUCUGAGUUCUACAUCUUAUCCAGGGCUUCCAUACUCUACCUCAAGGAAAGGAUUUGCUCUUUGGAAGAUUGCCUUUCUCUGCAAGGUUUCUACAAGUGCCAUUGUAAUUUGCAAAUGUUCUCACCAGGAAUAAACACAUGUUGAUGAUAAGUGAUGCUUAACUCUCCUGGCAGUUUUAUCUGAACUAAAGAGUGGGAGAGUGUUUGGAUUUAAUUUCAAAUAAUGCACUGCACUACCCUUUUAUUGCUGAGGCAGAACAGUAACUGCUUGUGUUAGUCACUUAGACAAAAUGUAUGUAGUAUAUACCAUACUAGCACCCAUUUCACAAUUCUGUUAAGCUUCAGAAUAGGCAAAAAUAGUAAUAAUAAUAAUAAUAAUAAUAAUAAUAAUAAUAAUAAUAAUAUUUUACUUUUACUGUUUUUAAAGAGGCAGUUUAUAAAAAUCAAGGCAGUUUGUAUACUAUGUAUUUGGUUUUGAUUGGUUGGUUUUGUUUGGUGCUGGGAUUGAACCCAAGGCCUUGUGCAUGUUAGGCAAGAGCUCUACCACUGACCUACAUCCCCAGAACUAUAUAUACUAUACAUACACACACACACACACAAUUUUUUUUUUUUGAUAUGGGAUCUUGUGUACUAUAUUUAAAGGAUCAAAGCUGGACUGGCCUUAGAAAGAAGAGACUUAAGAAAGUACAUGUGUAUAUUUCAUGUGACAAUUCAAUGGUAGAAUAAGGAAAAAGUAUUUAAAUUCCAUGAGAAAAAUAAUAUAGCAAUAGUAUUUGCUCAUUCUUUUCAUUACUAUCUUUUUGAUACUGGUAGGAUUUAAAUAGAUUGACGUCCUACUUUACAAUGUUGGCCUCUUCAGAAACAUUGAGGACACAUUAACCUGUUACCAACAGUCCCUACUAACUUUCUGUUCUAGCCACGUUGAAAUCUGAUCAAUGUAAACCUGGAUAGAAACAAAGACAUUUGCCACUUACACAGUAAUUUCUACUGCAUGUUUCCACUCACUUAACCCUUAAAACUGGGUGACUGGUGAGACAAAUACAGAAUUUAAGGUUGUUUAUAGCUAGGAAGAACAGCAUCUAGGCCAGACAACAAUUCUAGAGUACAGCUAUUUGGUCAGCAGUUUGCAUUUGUGUUUUCCUUAUUUUAAAACUGUCUUAUAAGAAACAAAAAUGAUAUAAGAGACUUUGAGGAAAAUCUGAAGACAAUUUUAAUUGAUUGUUAUAAGGAAAUUCAGGUUGUAUGAAAAACUGCUACUUACAAACCCAACCAUGCCUCUUAAUUUUCAUUAAAAUACUUGUCACUGAAAUAA